This is a messenger RNA of Antechinus flavipes (yellow-footed antechinus), 531 nucleotides long. RefSeq names its product trichosurin-like. Gene Ontology annotation, molecular function: small molecule binding. The transcript is spliced from 6 exons. The record is from RefSeq and is a predicted model, not a curated record. NCBI's taxonomy places the organism in Eukaryota, Metazoa, Chordata, Mammalia, Dasyuromorphia, Dasyuridae. The coding region runs from base 1 to 531 and encodes 176 amino acids.
AUGAAGUUUCUGUUGCUGAGUAUGGGUGUGGCCCUAGUCUGUGGCUUCCAACCUGAGUAUAGCAGAUCACAGGAAGACCUGUCAGAUGAAAAGGAACAAAAAUGGCUUUCUGGUCACUGGCACCUUGUUGGAUUGGCUUCAAGUGACACAUCUCUGAUUGAGGUGGAAGGUCCUUUUAGGAAUUUUAUCCAAAAUAUCACUGUAGAGAAUGGCAACCUGAAUGGACGCUUUUUGACUAGGAAAAAUGGUCGAUGCAUUCAAUUAUCUCUUAUUGCUCUCAAGACUAAGGAAGCACAUCAUUUUAAGUUGAACUAUUAUGGAAUUAAUGAUAUCUAUUAUGAAAGCUCUAAGACAAAUGAAUAUGCUAGAUUCAUCUUGUAUAACCAUCACAAUGGGAAAGUGAAUGUUGUGGCAAAUCUCUUUGGCCGAACUCCAAAUCUGAGCAAUGAAAUCAAGAAGAAAUUUGAGGAAGAUUUUUUAAGCAGAGGAUAUAGGAAGGAAAACAUUUUAGAUGUUUCUGAACUUGGAUGA